AUGGACCCCGGCAGCUUCCUGACGUUCGACCUUGGCUACUACCAUACUGUGCUCAAGCACAGGGCCCAGUUCCGGUCCGACGCUGCGCUGGUCACCAAUGCCGUGGCACGGGCCGACAUCGCCGGCGUCAUGUCAAGCCCGUCAGAGGUGUUCUUCGAGGUGUUCUCGCGGUCCAUGGCGAGGCUCGGGGCCGUGCAGGUCAAGACCGGCUCUCAGGGGGAGAUGGAGAUCAGGAAGCACUGCGCCGUCGUCAACAGCUAGAUCGAACAUAGAUGGGCAUCGAGGGGUGACUUUCCCUGGAAACUGUUGGUGGAUGCUGUCAUUUUGC
Molecule: messenger RNA, 328 nt
Organism: Triticum aestivum (bread wheat)
Lineage: Eukaryota; Viridiplantae; Streptophyta; Magnoliopsida; Poales; Poaceae
Product: peroxidase 39-like
Exons: 1
Coding region: 1-261 (86 amino acids)
Biological process (GO): response to oxidative stress
Molecular function (GO): heme binding; peroxidase activity
Source: RefSeq, a predicted model, not a curated record